AAGACGAGGGAAUGGAAUCCGGCGACCUUUUUUAUUGCUAUUUUCCUGUUGAUUGGUUCCAUGUCGAUUCAAAUGAUUGCUCUACGGAACUCGUUUGAUCGGUACAUGCGACAGUCGGAGGCUAGGAUUAUGGCACUACGGGACGUUGUGGAAAAGAUCCAGAGGGGUGAGCCGGUGGACGUUGAGAAGGCACUUGGUACUGGCGACCCUAAGAAGGAAGCCGAUUGGGAAGAG
Messenger RNA from Fusarium vanettenii 77-13-4, 234 nucleotides. RefSeq lists its product as uncharacterized. Lineage: Eukaryota; Fungi; Ascomycota; Sordariomycetes; Hypocreales; Nectriaceae. The transcript has a single exon. The annotation marks the transcript as partial. The record is from RefSeq and is a predicted model, not a curated record.